This is a messenger RNA of Nerophis lumbriciformis (worm pipefish), 1140 nucleotides long. NCBI's taxonomy places the organism in Eukaryota, Metazoa, Chordata, Actinopteri, Syngnathiformes, Syngnathidae. The record is from RefSeq and is a predicted model, not a curated record.
AUGGGGCUUGAAAUAAUUAACUCUGGAUUGAUUUCUCAGACAGCUCUCCUCAUGGACACAAACACGACUCUUUUCCAACACAACCAGAGCAACUUGACCUGCUCCCGUGACAAUGUCUUGAAGACAGUGGUUUUUCCUGUCCUCUACUCAAUCAUGUUCCUGGCGGGGCUGUCUCUCAACGGCCUGGCGGUGUGGGUGUUCCUGCGUAUCCCCUCGCGCUCCCACUUCAUCAUCUACCUAAAAAAUAUUGUGGUUGCCGACGUCAUCAUGACCUUCACUUUCCCUUUCAAGGUGUUAUCAGACUCCAACAUGGCAUCCAUUGGUCUGCGAAUAUUCGUGUGCCGGGUGUCCUCGGUGCUUUUCUACCUCACCAUGUACAUCAGCAUCCUCUUCUUUGGCCUCAUCAGCAUUGACCGCUGCAGGAAAACCCUUGCACCAUUCAAAGGCACCAACGCCGCAAGGCUCACCCGCAGGAAAUUCCUCUCCACUGCAAUGUGGAUAUUCCUCCUGGCUCUCUGUCUGCCUAACAUGAUCCUAACCCGUAAGACGCCAAGGUCACGAUAUUUCAAGUGCAACGAUCUGAAGGGCCACACUGCGCUGUACUGGCAUGCGGUGGUUAACCAUGUGUGUCAGGUUAUCUUCUGGGGGAACCUCUUGAUUGUAAUCUUGUGCUACACUCUAAUCACCAAAGAGUUGUACAAGUCCUACUCGCGCACCAAGGCUCACAGCCCUGGGGACUGCAGGGCAUCAGCAAAGCAGAAGCAACAGGCUAAGAGGAAGAUGAACACCAAUGUUUUCCUGGUCCUGGCUGUGUUCUUCGUGUGCUUUGUGCCAUUCCACUUUGCCCGAGUGCCGUACACCCUGAGCCAGACUCAGGGCGUCCUCUUUGACUGCCGGCUCAAGCUCUUCCUCUUCCAGCUCAAAGAGAGCACGCUCUUUCUAUCAUCACUCAACUCCCUCUUGGACCCACUCAUCUACUUCUUUCUUUGCAAGUCGUUCAGGACCACCCUGUUCAAGACACUGAGGUUGCCUGCUGGAACCUGCAGCUGGUUGCUAGACAGGGGCUCAGACACUGAUACUAGCAGCACCGCCCUCAGAGACGCCGCUGUGUUUGGCAGAGGUGGACCGGCAGGGCAGUAA